AUGCUGAUAUGCGGCGACGAUGUCAUCGGAAGUCUGCUGUAUGCCAUCGAGACGACGGUGGUGGAAUGGAGCAAUCAAAUCAAUGAAAUUCUCGCACAGGACUCGGGUCAACCAGUUGCCGAGGGCCAGGCUCCAAUGCCGAUGUAUGAGUACGACUUUUGGAACCAACGAAUGACUUGCAUGCACGACAUUUAUGAUCAGCUCGUGCACCCAAAGGUGAAAAAGAUGGCAAGCAUUCUAGAAGAGCACCAGAGCGCAUAUGCUGCGCCCUUUAAGGAGAUGUUCAAGAAGGUCGUGAGAGCCGUGGUGGAGUCGGAGACAAUAGUUGCCUUUUUGACGCCCUUAAUCAACUACCUGGGUGAACUUGAAAACACACAAUUUGAUGAAGUCAAACCCAGUAUUCAACCUAUUGUCCAUAUACUUGCCCUUAUUUGGGUGAACUGUGAGUACUACCGGAAGACGGAGAGAAUGGUUAUAAUUAUAACUGAGAUUGGCAAUUUGCUGAUACAACAGGCCCGGCUUUUCCUUGACCCCUCGGAGUGCAUUAAAGAGGAGCCAGAGGAAGCUAUGAAGAAGUUGAACAAGUCAAUUGAAAUAUUCAAACAUUUCCGUAAGGUCGUGGAGGACUACAGAACCAAUGUUAAGGAGUCAUGCAACGAACAAAAUGUGGAACCUUCUGAAUGGGUCUUCCAUUCUUCGUGGGUCUUUGGACGCGUUGAUGCCUUUGUGGAACGGUUGGAAAUGAUCCGUGCCUAUUUCCUCACGAACAUCGAUUAUAAUCGACUGGAAAAGGUGGAAGCUCUGGGAGUGGUUGGGGCAGUUCUCUCUAGUCGUCUGGCUCAAAUCUAUGAGGAAUACCUUGAGGCCUACAAGAAAUUCACCGAUGCCUCCAUGGACUGCCUCUCCACAGACGACGAUACAUUCCUGAAUGCUCUGAAAGAGUACAACAAAACCAUUGAACAGUUUGAUCACCGGCUUUGCACAAUCAUACUCAAGUCCUUUAUGCACAGUGGAACAGUCUGUGGGAUGUUCAAGACCAUCUACAUGUACGGUCCACUCCUGGAACGACCUUUGAUUGCGCCGAGCUUUGAGCCAUGCUACAAGCAGCUAUUGGAGGGCCUUCAUGGAGAACUGGAUGAAUGCAAACUUGUCUUGGAUAGCCAUUUGGACGAUGAGACGCUAAUGAAGAAGGCCAUCUGCAAGUCAUUGCCCCCGUCGGCUGGUGCAAUGGUCUGGUGUCUGCAGAUACUCCGGCGAGCACAGGCAGCAAUGAAGCCACUGAAGCACGUGGACCACCCGUGA
Molecule: messenger RNA, 1302 nt
Organism: Dibothriocephalus latus
Lineage: Eukaryota; Metazoa; Platyhelminthes; Cestoda; Diphyllobothriidea; Diphyllobothriidae
Source: the annotation of a GenBank genome assembly